UCAGCAGGCCUCUUGAUGAAUAGUUCAACAUUGCCUGUCAUGUUAUAACCACCUUUUUGUUUAAUUUUCCCCAGAAUCUCUUGUAUGAUCAUUGACUACGCACUCUUUCUUUAAUGGCAUCUAUAGAAAGAUUCAAAGAUAUGGGAUAUCAAAGAACUGUGAGGACCGACUCCUCACACACAGAUUGGCAAACCCCCCUUGUUUCUGGGAAGUCUGUUAGUCGCUUUGCAGGAGCCCCUGGAAUUAAAGCAAUCUCUCAUGUCCCUGUUGGGCAUCCAUGCCCUAAAAAUACGGAGGAGUUCUGCAGUGCAAAUGGCAGUACUUCCUUCCAGCCAAUCAGGAGUCAGGUUACCAUCCCCACAGCACAUGUUAUGCCUUCAACCUUAGGGAUGUCUUCUACUAAUACAUAUGAUCAUGUCGGGGCUCAAAACUCAACAGAUCCUGCUGUAUGUGGCAUCCCCGUUCUGCCUUCAGCAGAUGAGCCUAGAAAGUUUGAGACUCCCAAUAUUGAGCCCACUUUAAACCAAUCUGGUCUUUUGCACGCCUUCUACAACGAUCCAAGGCCUAGUGCCUCAGCAGGGGGAAUCCGCACAGAGACUGAACCAUAUCGAACUCUGCCUGAGAGCAAAGUAGGUAAUAGUGGGGAUCACAUACGCAGUGUUGGUGACCAUUCGCAUAGCCAAGGAUGGAGGCCGGAAACCUAUAUUCAUCCUGCAGCUGAACUUUGUGCAUGGAGACAGCAACAGACGGAAAACAUGAGGCUAAGGAUGGAGCAACUACAGCUAGGAAGAGGAUGUCCAACCCUUCCUGUAUAUCCAGAUAACAGCGAGUUGGGAAGGGUCCUGAAGGCAAGUGAAGGUGUAUUGCUGGAAAAGGAAUACCUGGUGGAGAGGCAGAGGCAGCAUAUAUCCCAACUGGAGCAGAAACUAAGGGAGAGUGAGGUACAAGUACACAGCACCUUACUAAAUCAACCUAAUCCUUACAGCGACAUGUAUAUGAUCAGACUGCAGGAACUUCAGAGGGAGGUAACUUUUCUGCGAGCACAGUUUGCUGAGAAGAAUGAUUCAUCUAACCGGGAGAAAGCAGAUUUAGAAAGAAAACUAGCGGCCUGUGAAGCAGAGUGUAAAAGCUUCCAAGAGCAAACCAAGCAGACUGCCCAUAAGCAUGCUGAGGAGUUAAAGAAGCAGGAGGAGCGGAUUAAAGGAAGAGAUAGGCACAUUAAUUCUCUAAAGAAGAAAUGUCAGAAAGAGGCAGAGCAGAACAAAGAAAAACAACAAAGGAUUGAGACAUUAGAAAGAUAUUUGGCAGAUCUUCCUACUGUGAAGGACCACCAGAAACAAACACAUGAGCUCAACAAUCUCAAGGAGAAAAGCUGCCUUCUGCAAGAUCAAGUGAAGGAGCUAGAGACCAAGCUUCGAGAAACCAGGUCAUUGUGUCGCGAAAGGGAAUCCCAGCUUGUAGCAGAGGAACAAAAAGGACAAGAACUUUUAAGUACCAUAGACAGUUUACAGAAAGAAGUGGAACGUUUUAAUGGGACCGGACAGAGAGAUGAAGAGAAGCGUCUGACCCAGAUGGUGGAAGUUCUACAACAGGAGGUGUUGACUCUCCAGAAGGAAAGGGAAUGCCUCAAAAAUGUAGUAGGAAGUCAAACUAAGAAAACUGAGCAGUUGUGCAGUAGAUUAAAGGAGCUUGAAGAGCAAGUUACACAGGAAGAAGGAACAGGACAGGCCCUAAAAGAAGAAACGCAAAGGAAAGAAAAUGCUCUACAGCAACUAAAGGAAGCUGUGAAAGAGUUGGCAGUACAGAACCAGGACUUGAUGGAGCGUAAUGUCUAUCUUCAAGAACAGCUUCAUCAUGCAGGAGUGAGUGAAAAGCUUUCAUCAGAUGACAGUACCUUCAUUAUCACCCUACACAAAGAACUGAAUAUUUGCCUGAAGGACCUGAAAUCCAUAUGUUGCUUGCUGAACCAGAGAAUGCAGGGGAUGGAUCCCAAUCUGUCUAUGCUGCUGGGGAUCAACUCUGCUCCAGUUUCUGAGGAUCAUGACAUACUGAAUUCAACUUCACUUGAAAGGCAUCUUAAUGGAGUAAGACAGUUAAAGCAAGAUAUUGAUGAUCUGCGCACCACCAUUAGUGACCGUUAUGCACAAGACAUGGGCGACAACUGUGUUACACAAUGAUCUAUUCGUAGAGGACAUUUGUCCAAUCAGUGACUGUUGUAGUGGAUAUAAUCAUACAGCUGCAUUCAUGCAUCAAAACAUUAAAUCUGUUACUUAAGAAAUGAAUAGUUUGCUAUGGGUCCUCGAUGGUUACCUUGAGCAGGGUAACUUGUCACUGACACAGCAUUCUCUUAUUCAACACUAUAUAGAAGAUACCAAGCUCAGGUGUUUGACCAAAUGUUUAUCUGUUGUCUUUGUUUUUUUUUUUUGUUUCAAUUUAUGUGUGUGUGUUUUAACUUUGAUACAAUAAACCACUUAAAUUA
Spea bombifrons (plains spadefoot toad) is the source of this 2479-nucleotide messenger RNA. RefSeq names its product centrosomal protein 85 (gene CEP85). The transcript has 13 exons. The record is from RefSeq and is a predicted model, not a curated record. Gene Ontology annotation, cellular component: centrosome. The coding region runs from base 114 to 2177 and encodes 687 amino acids. Lineage: Eukaryota; Metazoa; Chordata; Amphibia; Anura; Pelobatidae.